This is a messenger RNA of Cylas formicarius (sweet potato weevil), 3285 nucleotides long. RefSeq names its product ubiquitin carboxyl-terminal hydrolase 35 (gene DUBAI). Gene Ontology annotation, biological process: protein deubiquitination. Lineage: Eukaryota; Metazoa; Arthropoda; Insecta; Coleoptera; Brentidae. The transcript has 5 exons. Gene Ontology annotation, molecular function: cysteine-type deubiquitinase activity; cysteine-type endopeptidase activity. Bases 190 to 2217 code for a protein of 675 amino acids. The record is from RefSeq and is a predicted model, not a curated record. Gene Ontology annotation, cellular component: cytosol; nucleus.
UAUGUGUAACUAACCAUCUGUCCCUUGUGAAAGUGUGAUUAUUAUUUUGAUUAAAAAUUUUAAAAUUUAAUUACUGGCAGACUUAUUCCUCUAAACACCCAAAUCAAAGUCUUAGUUUGGGAAACCUGGCGUUGACAGAAAUUUCUUUGUCAAUUUGACUUCCGUAACAUUGAGCUGACGUGAAGAAUAAUGGCUGUCAAGCAAAAAGUUGUGGGGUAUGUGGCGCCUUCAACAGAAGCGCGCCUACAAAUUAUUCUCAGAGUUCUACAAGAUACGCAACUCCGAGAUGGUAAUAGAAAUAAUAAGUAUGCCCAAAUUGUUAUGGCUUUGGGGACCGUCACAGUACCAAAUGAUCCUGCGACAUACAUGAAAUUUAUAGAAGACAUCAAAAGUGUCCAGAGCAUUCUAGUAAAAGAGUGUGCAAAUAUGGAAGUGAUAUUUGUAACACUUAAAGCUUUAUAUGAUGAAAUUUGUAAUCCAACAAAAAGCCCAUCGCCCGUGAUGUCUAUUGUAUUGCAAUUAAUUGAUUUGGAUUCAAUGCCAGGUGCUGUUAAAUAUAUUAUGAACUCUGGUUAUCCUGAAAAAAACCUUGAAAGAGCUCUCUACACUUUAUGUAUUUGGCUAACAAAAUGGACUUGGACUGAAAAUCUUGGUCCAUUGGUACUUUGCUAUAUGAAAGGUCUUGAGGCGGAACAUCAUUACGAUAUUUUGGUGGAGGUCACCUUGGCAACUAUUGAGCCCCUUUUUAAACUCUUAAUCUUGCCAUCCAGCAGGAAAUGUGUAUCACCUGUGAUUCAUUAUAUGCUAACGCGAAUGCAAAAUAAUCCCCAAGCAUUUCACAAAGUGAUACCUUAUAUUCCUAAGCUAGUUGAAAUUCUUGAGAAAGAGGAUACAGGUCGCGCAUAUUUACAGCAACUCGUCAGUCUAUUUGUGGCCUUAAUUGAUUUAUUUCCUGGUCAUGAGGAUUUGUAUGAACCCCUACAGAGGAUACUUCAUCCUUAUUGUGUAGGAAUACCAUACAAAAAGGGAAUCAAUUGCCAGCCAUGGUCUGAUGGUGUUAAUAUAUCUCUUUCAACCAGGUCAAUUAGUAAAGUGGGACUCAACAAUCUAGGAAACACAUGCUACAUGAACAGCAUCUUGCAGGCUUUAUUUAUGACAAAAACUUUCAGAAACAAAAUUCUGCUUAAUAGUCGUCCCAUGAUGCCACUGACAUCAAAACUGCAAAUUUUGUUUGCCCUCAUGCAACAUUCUAAAAGAUUCGCUAUUUCACCAAAAGAUAUUUUGCUGCUUUUGAGACCUCCGGGUUUUGUAGUGGGUCACCAGCAUGAUAGUUCGGAAUGUUUAGGAUACCUUUUGGAUACUUUGCAUGAACAAGAAAAGGGUGUCCCUGCAAGUGAUAUAACUGUGGCGGAUGAAAAAUUGGAUCAGCCUGCAACAACUGUGACUGUUGUGCAGCAAUCUUUUGGCGGGAAAACAAUGACCGUGUCAAGAUGCGCCAGAUGUGGCACCAAGAGCGAGAAUGUUGAUAAUUUUAGAGAUCUACAACUCUCUAUUCCGAAUGGAGAUGAGAACCAGUCAGUACAAAAUUUAUUGGAUUAUUUUCUUCAACCUGAAAAACUCUGUGGCGACAAUCAGUAUAGAUGUGAUCUAUGCAACUGUUUAACUGAUGGCGAACGAAUCACAAAAAUUGUGGAAGCGCCGGCGCGCCUGGUGCUCACUCUGAAACACUUUCGAUACGACGCCGCGUCCCACACAAGGACCAAGCUACUCCAGAGGGUCAAACUGGACAACCAGAUCUGCUUGGACGGUGCACAAUUCGACUUGUACGCCGCCGUGGUGCACUACGGCACGAGCGUCGAUUGCGGCCAUUACUACACUUUCGCGAAAGACGACGCCGAAUGGUACAAGUUCAACGACUGUUCCGUGACCAAGACCUCGGAAGAGGAUCUGCACUGUCUAAAACCGCCUGAAACUCCCUACAUACUAUUCUACAACAGGGAAGACGUGACAGAACCGAAUAAUUUGCCCUGCGGUUCACUCUCGCCCGCCUUGCAAUCGAUCCUCGCCAAAGACCAUUCCGAAUUGGAGCAGGAAACGAAAAGAUCGAGCGUCAACAGGACGUACGCCAGGAAACAGAACAGGAACGAUCAACCACCUCCGCCCGGUUGCGGCGGCGGCGGGUCCAAUUCCACCGCCGGCAACAUGUUCGUAUGCUAGUUUUCGGAUUUCGAUUUCGUUAUUUAUUAAAGUCCCGGUGCGAUAAGUGGUAUCCGCGAGCUGGAUCCUCACAGAAAUUGCCGUGGGAGCGGAUCAGAUCUCGUUUGUUAUCUUUUUUUUUAAAUAUAUAUCUGUGUGCUUUAAAUAAAGUCCUGAAGGAAGGCGGAGAUCAAUUAAGUGCUUUAAAUACAGACGACGGUUAUUAGUUGACUAAAUGGACCUAGACCUACACCACUCAUCGAAGACCUCAUUCAUAGGCAACAGUCUUGCGCCCCCUAUCAGGUGUGAAACAAAAUAAGAAUUUGAUUUUAUUUAUUUUUUAAAUUUAUUAAUUGGUUUUUCUGAAUAUCUGAUGUAUGAAUAUUAAACAAAACAGUUUCAAUGUUAACUAAUUAAUUAAGAAGUAUUGCUUCCUUUACUUCUUAUUAAUCCAUUCCUACUCUCAGAUGAUUUAUCCGAUCGUGAAGGCAUUAAGGUCCUGACUGUUUAUUGGCUCUUGAUGUUGUAUAGUGUACAACUCUGGCGACAAUUAAAGACGUGUUCCAUGAGAUUCAGGUCUGGUGAAAAAGGCAGCCACUUCACAUAAUCGUCGCUCAUCUAAACGGCAUUAACUCUGUGAAUGAAAAUAAAAUUGUCGGGGACUUCUUAUCUAUAUAUUAUAACAUUGUUCACCUAAGAAUUUCCAUUCACUGUUUGCGAGCAAUGAAGAAAAGUUGUUUUGACCAUAUUAUUAUAUUAUGUUGUUAUUAGAACAGGGUGAUUGUAUUUUCGUGAACAAUCAGAACUCUCUAUGCAAAUUCCACAUUUUGAAUCUUAUGUCAAAGUGACAUUUGCAUAUUCAAAUAGAGCAAUCGAUUUCUUCCACUGAAAGUCAUUGUUAUAUAUUUGAGAUUGAUUUUUUGAUGUUCUAAAAAUAAAUAUACACAUAGCGAUUAAAAAAUAACAUUAAACAUUUUAAAUUAAAACUUUUUUUCAAAUGGAAACACCUCGUUUUUAUAAUUUUAUCGUAUUAAGCAUUCAAAGAUUUCUUUGUAUAACGUUUCCUAAGUUGUAGAUUUCGGCAUAAAA